Messenger RNA from Trichomycterus rosablanca, 2971 nucleotides. RefSeq names its product ankyrin repeat and SOCS box protein 2-like. Lineage: Eukaryota; Metazoa; Chordata; Actinopteri; Siluriformes; Trichomycteridae. Gene Ontology annotation, biological process: positive regulation of protein catabolic process; intracellular signal transduction; protein ubiquitination. The record is from RefSeq and is a predicted model, not a curated record. Bases 75 to 2096 code for a protein of 673 amino acids. The transcript is spliced from 10 exons. Gene Ontology annotation, molecular function: protein binding.
UAUAAGAGCUGAUCGCUGCAUAAUCAGACUCUGUAUUCAUUUUUAAUGUUAAUUAAGCUCACACACGUUAGACGAUGACAACCACCUAUGUAUCUGAGCCUGGCCGGAACACUUCGGCUGUGGACGCGGAGGAUUACAGCGCUUAUGCAAACAUGUCUGAGGAGCAGCUUAUACAGUUAGCUAUCGAGCGAAGUCUAGCUGAUACGAAUCCGACGCUGCAUCAGAGCUGUCAACGUCGCUCUCCUGCCCAUUCGCCAGCUCAGCCUACCCGUCUACAGCGGCCUCGUGUCUCUCCUUCUGCAAAUUCACCUGCUAACCCUCCACCCAGCCUGUCUGCUAACCCACCACGCAACCAGUCGACAGACUCCCCAAGAGACGCUCAGAGCCAUUACUUCAGCAAAGAGAAGAAUCAGGUGAUCGCAUGGACAAGACACAACGGACACCUGCGAGUUACUGUGGAGUCUAUAGAGGAUUUAGACCCUCUUUUUUCAGCUGUCUGGAAGGGUGAUGCCAAGGCGUUAGGAGAGGUAAUAAAAUCCAAAUCCAGAAACAUCACUCAAGCAAACCAAGAGGGUUGGAUUCCCCUGCAUGAGGCUGCAUACUACGGCCAAGUCGAGUGUCUAAAAAUUUUGCUCAAAGCUGAUCCAGACACCAUUAACAGACGCACACUCAAGAACCAGACUCCACUAAUUCUGGCUGUGGGCCGCAGACAUACUGCUUGUGUCCGUUACCUCCUGGAGAAGGGUGCAGAUCCCAACCUCGCAAACAACCAGUGGGAGACUCCGCUGUACAAAGCUUGUGAAAAGGGCGGUGAAGAAGUUGUGGGUCUUCUCAUAAGAUAUGGAGCAUCGACAACCAAGUCGUCAGUGCAGGGUGCAACACCACUGCAUGAAGCAGUGAUGAACAAGAACCUGGAGAUCUGCAAAAUGCUUGUGCAGGCAGGGGCGCAGCUAAUGAAGAGAAACAUGUAUGGAAUAGACCCCUUAUUUACAGCAGCUCAGUGUGGUACUGCUGAAAUUCUGAGCUUCCUGCUUAUGAAAGGAGCCGAGGUAAACACUCAGGCUAACGAUGGAGCCUCAGCUUUGUUGGAAGCCUGUAAGAAUGGUCAUGGUGAAGUUGUGGAGAUGAUGUUGUCAAGAGGAGCUGAUGUUAACAAGUGUAAUAAAGCUGGACUGCUUCCUAUUCACCUUGCUGCCAAAAACGGACAUGAUGGAAUUGUUGCCAUGCUCAUUCCAAAAACGAGCAGGGCCAAAAUAAGAAGCUGUGGGAUCAGCCCUCUGCAUCUUGCAGCAGAACAAAACAGAGAUGAUGUUCUCGAGACCCUGAUAGAGAGCUGCUUCGACGUCAAUGCCAUGCUUUCAGAGGAUUGGUCCAAUAUGUACGAGGACCAUCGCAAGACGGCGCUGUACAGUGCGGUGGCCAACAGUAACCUGGAGGCAGCCACCAUGCUCCUGGAAGCCGGUGCUAACCAAAAUCUUGACACGUUUAACCCGCUGCUUGUUGCUGUCAGAAAGGGAUGCAUGGAAAUGGUCAAGCUGCUGGUCGAACACGGUGCUGACGUUAACGCCGUUCUGCCGACGCAUCCUACCAACUUCCCAGCUGCACUGAUUUUCUGCAUUAAUUACCUCCCUCUGUUUAAAUUCCUGAUGGACAGUGGUUGUGACGCCAUGUCCUGUUUUAAGUGUGAUUACGGCAGCAAUCCUCACCCGCCCAUCAAAUCUAGCGCAAACUGGAGGGAGGGAAUAUAUUGCAUCAGUGAUGAAAAUGCCCAAGAAUGGGUACAGUUUUGUGAGAUGAUCUCUGGCUUGUCAGCCAGCUGUUGGGUUGGACCGGUCGUAGAUAUACUGCUGAACUACGUGGGUCAUGUGAAGCUCUGUUCCCGACUCGUUGACCACUUAGACAGUUACAGUGACUGGGUCCACAUUAAAGAGAGAGCAAUGCUUCCUUGCUCUCUGAUGCAACUCUGCAGACUGAAGAUACGUCAGCAGCUGGGAGUCCAGAGACUCAGACACCUUGCAAGCCUUCCUCUUCCUAAAAGACUGAUCAAGUAUUUAAAGCAUGAGCGUGAAUCAUUUAAGGACAUUCUUAAUUCUUAAUUACAUUCAAGUAUCAUGUAAAAUGAUUUAAUGAUGCAAAUUGUAAUAUACACUACACAUCCAAAAGUAUUUGGACACCUGACCAUGAGCUUGAGGUAUGGUAUUAAAAUACCAUUAUAAUAUAUAGUACCAAACGUCAUUCUUCUGAGAAGGCUUCAUACAAGACUUUGAAGUAUGUCUGUAGGAAUUUGUGCCCAUUCAGUCAAAAGAGUGUUUGCUUGGCUGGACACUGACGUCGGUCAAAAAAGUCAGCUGAUGUUCCAGUUCAUUCCAGAGCUGUUGAGUGGGGCUGAGCUCAGGGCUCUGUGCGGGACACUGGAUGUCUUUAUAUGCCUUGCUUUUUGCACAGGGCCGCAGUAAUGCUAGGCUUUCUGUAAACUGUUGCUGCAAAGUUGGAAUCAUUUAUUUUAUUUCAUUCUUUUCUUUCAGUUUCGGCUAGUCGUUUAGCAAUGGGAUGUGCCAUGUUUGCAUUUGUAAACAGAAAACAUGGGAAUGAGUGAAGGGCUUGUGGGGAAUGUCUACUGAAUGAAAGACGAAAUGUAAAUGGGUGCUGUUUUUCUCUUGGGGUGCACUUGUUUUGAUUACACUGUAAUAACAGCAGUGUUUAGUGAUAACAGCAGUAUUUACCAGAUGUUUAGUAUUAUUACACUUCUCUAGAUUAUUUGUAAGAAGAAAGUUUGAUGGGAUAAAUGUACGUAGUUUUUGAACAUAGCAGGAAUGGCCAAAAUGAUUUACUUUAUUUAAGCAUUAAAAUGUACAAAAUUUGUUUUUUUGUGGAGUAGGUGAAAGCUCAUGGAACUAUUUGUUUAUAAUAGUAAGUGUUUUAACCUUGUAUAAAAUGCUUCAGCAAAAUAAAGAUGAUGUUUGCAGAGUCA